GUUUUAAGUGACUGGGACGGGCUGGGGGUACCCGUGCUUCUCUCCUGCCUCUUGCCUCUUAUUUGCUCUCUGCUGCCCUUUUGGGCCCAAGUAUUUCUCGGGACCUUAGCCCAAGCGCCUGGGGUGCCUGGGGGGCGGACCACAGGGAGCCACGCAGUCCAGCGCCUCGAUAGUUCGUGGCCACCGCGCUGGCUCGAGGGCCAGCGAAACAGUUGUUGUGGCGGCGGGGGAGGCGCGGCCGAGGAGGCGGUGCCCAUCGCGGCGCGGGCUCGGAGGGUCGGCGAGCCGGACAGCAUGGCUGCGCUCGUGCAGAUGAUCACCGGGCUCGCCGCGGCCACCACCCUCAGGCGCUGGGUCAGAAGAGCCACUCCGGCGCUCCCUACGGCAGCCGGCACAAAGGACGAAGACGGGCACUUGAUCUUGGACAUGUUUCAGGGGUUGGUGCAACUUGCAGAGCCCAGUGAGGAGGA
Messenger RNA from Prorocentrum cordatum, 470 nucleotides. The record is from the annotation of a GenBank genome assembly. Lineage: Eukaryota; Dinophyceae; Prorocentrales; Prorocentraceae.